Molecule: messenger RNA, 2011 nt
Organism: Phyllopteryx taeniolatus (common seadragon)
Lineage: Eukaryota; Metazoa; Chordata; Actinopteri; Syngnathiformes; Syngnathidae
Gene: pmm2
Product: phosphomannomutase 2
Exons: 9
Coding region: 978-1640 (220 amino acids)
Biological process (GO): protein N-linked glycosylation; mannose metabolic process; GDP-mannose biosynthetic process
Cellular component (GO): cytosol
Molecular function (GO): phosphomannomutase activity
Source: RefSeq, a predicted model, not a curated record
CCAGCGUUCAAAUCAAGCGAAAAGGAAAACAAUCGUAGCGGCGGUGACUGACUGGCGAGAUUGCUGAAGAAUAACAACCAGAAAAGAGCGUGACAACACUGGGUGGGCUACUGAAGAAACUCAGACGAGAUGGCUGAAGUCUCUGUGGACGCCAACACGCUUUGCUUAUUUGAUGUUGACGGCACCCUGACAGCCGCGAGACAGAUGAUGUGGUUCUGUUGGUUUCAUCGAGCCGUGACCUCCAACUCUCACUGGAGCAGUUCGUAGCUGAGUGUGAACCGGCUGGGAUGAGAAUCAGCACCUCCAAAUCUGAGACCGUGGUCCUCAGUCGGAAAAGGGUGGCAUGCCCUCUCCAGGUCGGGGAUGAGAUCCUGCCCCAAGUGGAGGAGUCCAUGUAUCUUGGGGUCUUGUUCGCGAGUGAGGGAAGAAUGUAACGGGAGAUCGACACGCGGAUCGGUGCAACGUCUGGAGUGAUGCGGACUUUGUAUCGGUCCGUUGCGGUAAAGAAGGAGCUAAGCCGAAAGGCAAAGCUCUCGAUUUACCGGUCGAUCUACGUUCCUACCCUCACCUAUGGUCACAAGCGGUGGGUCGUCCGCAAGAACAAAAUCCCGGACACAAGCAGCCGAAAUGAGUUUUCCUCCGCAGGGUGUCCGGGCUCUCCCUUUAGAGAUAGGGUGAGACGCUCCAAGGAUCUCAAAGUAGAGCCGCUACUCCUCCACAUCGAGAGGAGCCAGAUGAGGUGGCAUGGGCAUCUGAUUCGGACGCCUCCCCGGUGAGGUGCACGUCCCACCGGGAGAAGACCCCGGGGACGACCCAGGACACGCUGGAGAGACUACGUCCUUCGGCUGGGCUGGGAACACCUCGGGAUCCCUCCGGAAGAGCUGGAUGAAGUGGCUGGGGAUGAGGAAGUCUGGGCGUCCCUGCUAAAGCUACUGCCCCUGCGAACCGACCUCGGAUAAGCGCCCGUGACUGCGGAAAUGGCCAUGUUUAUUGAGAAGUUGAAGACUCGGGUUCGCAUUGGCGUGGUUGGGGGGUCGGACCUCUGCAAAAUCAAAGAGCAACUGGGAGACGAUGUGAUCCAGAAAAUAGACUAUGUAUUUGCAGAGAAUGGUCUUGUGGCCUAUAAGAAUGGACAGUUACUAUCUAUUCAGUCCAUCCAGGCCCACAUGGGAGAAGAGCUACUACAAGAGUUUAUCAAUUUCUGUCUCAACUACUUGUCAAAGAUCAAACUUCCCAAGAAGAGAGGUACGUUCAUUGAAUUUCGCAACGGCAUGUUGAACGUCUCCCCAAUUGGACGCAGCUGUACUGUGGAGGAACGCAAAGAGUUCUAUGAGCUCGACCAGAGAGAAAAAAUCCGGGAGAAGUUUGUGUCUGUUUUAAAGGAGCGGUUCAAAGGAAAAGGGUUGUCGUUUUCAAUUGGAGGGCAGAUCAGCUUUGACGUCUUCCCUGAUGGUUGGGAUAAAAGAUACUGCCUUGGGAUCAUUGAGAAGGAUAACUACUCAACCAUUCACUUCUUUGGUGACAAGACUAAACCCGGAGGAAAUGACUAUGAGAUCUACUGUGACCCACGCACCAUUGGCCAUGAAGUCACCUGUCCAGAUGAAACAGAAAAGCUUUGCCAGCAGCUUUUCUUCUCAUGAGAGAAGUACCGGGACAUGUACUGCAUGUUAAGGAUAGAAAAGAGACUCAAUUGAGAGGUUGUGUUGGUUCUGGAGGCUCUAAUUUUGCAGUUGUUUUUUUAUUUUUUAUUUUAUUUUUGAUGGACCAUUUGAAACGGUGAUGACUUGAAAUAAUGAUCAUAAUCACAUGCUAGCAUUUUGAAUUUUAGUUAUUAUUGCCAACAUUUGGUGUUUGUUCAAGAUUCUUGAUUUUGAAGCUACCCUUUUGAGACUGAAUGAUGAAUAGUUUGAAUAAUGUGUAACCUAAUAACGAAUAAUUAUGUCCAUCAGUUAUUAACACAAUGACUUCAUAGGAAAAUUACAAUCUGAAAAUAAAUAGCCUUUUUCCACUU